Molecule: messenger RNA, 2268 nt
Organism: Cercospora beticola
Lineage: Eukaryota; Fungi; Ascomycota; Dothideomycetes; Mycosphaerellales; Mycosphaerellaceae
Gene: PWP1
Product: rRNA-processing protein PWP1
Biological process (GO): rRNA processing
Cellular component (GO): nucleus
Molecular function (GO): protein binding
Source: RefSeq, a predicted model, not a curated record
GGCAGGACGAUUGAGCUGGACUUGCAACCAACAUCUUUGUGAUCUUGACAUACUGCCCAAGAUGUCUUCCAUGAUCACAUCCACAGCAUGGGUGCCUCGCGGCCACGCGGCGGCUUUCCCAACAAAGUACAACAUGGACGACGAAGAGUACGCGCGAAUCGCGAAGCUGGCGAAGCUCGAAUUGGACGAUGCGAAGGACGAUUUGGAGAAGGCGAGAGAGUCGCUCAAUAAAGUCAACAUGGGCGAGGUCACAGAAGAGGAGGCGAAGAAAGAGAUUGAGAAGGACGACAGCGAAAGCGACGACGAUGAUGAUAUCGCCAAAGACGACGACCUGGCCGAGUACGACAUGGAGCACUAUGAUGACGAACCAGAUUUGCCAGAUGCAGAGGAGGAGGAAGAGGGGAACAACGGCAUUUUCAGCAACAUCAAGGCGCUGGCAUAUCAUGCAGAUGGGGAGAAAGAUCCAUAUUUGACACUACCGGAAGGUGAAGCCUCGGACGAUGAAGAGAGGGAAGAGCUGCAGAUUCUGCCCACAGACAAUAUGGUUUUGGCAGCGAGGAUAGAAGACGAGGUUGCGCAUUUGGAGGUGUACGUGUACGAGGACGAAGCAGACAACCUCUAUGUUCACCACGAUGUCAUGCUUCCUGCUGUGCCGCUGUGCGUUGAAUGGAUUGGGAUGAAAGUCGGACAACCAGAUGCUGGAGAGGGCGGCAACUUCGCGGCUGUUGGCACGAUGGAUCCGGACAUCGAGCUUUGGGACUUGGACAUCGUGGAUUGCAUGUAUCCGAAUGCUGUGCUGGGCCAAGGUUCGCAGUCACAAGAGGAGGCCCCGAAGAAGAAAAAGAAGAAGAGCAAGAAGGCGAACGAGAACUACCACGUUGAUGCUGUGCUGUCACUGGCGGCGAACAGGAAUCACAGGAACCUGCUUGCAAGUGCUUCGGCGGAUAAGACGGUCAAGCUGUGGGAUCUGAACACUUGCACAGCGGCACACUCGUACGAGCAUCACACAGACAAAGUAUGCGCGCUCGCAUGGCAUCCAACACAAUCGGCGAUCCUCCUGUCUGGGUCAUACGAUCGAACGAUCGUAGCAGCAGACAUGCGAGUCAAAGACGGCAAAGUUCCCCGCUGGGGUGUUGAAAGCGACGUCGAGCAGAUCAAGUGGGAUCCUCACAACGAGAACAACUUCUACGUCAGCACAGAAUCCGGUGUCCUACAUUGCUUCGACGCUCGACAACAACCCUCCACACCCGAAAAGAGCAAACCGCUCUGGCGUCUUCAAGCUCACGAGAGCGAGCUCUCAACUUUCUCUCUCAACCCCGCCGUCCCAGGCUUCAUCGCCACGGGAUCAACAGACAAGACAGUCAAGUUGUGGAACAUCACAGAAGAAUCAGGACCAAGCAUGGUCACCUCUCGAGACCUCGAAGUUGGCAAAGUCUUCUCUGCGAACUUUGCUCCGGACAAGGAGAUCGCAUUCAGAUUGGCUGUGGCGGGAAGCAAAGGCGCUGUACAGAUCUGGGACACGAGUACGAACAAGGCCGUCCGAGAAGCUUUUGCUACGAGGGUCAAGAUGCCCGAGGGAGAUGUCAAGGAGAGACUUGUAGGGAUUGAGCGCGAUGAUGAGGUCGAGGAAGAAGAGGCGGAGGCGGAGGAAAAUGGAGGUGAGGGUGGUUGGGAGUCGAUGGAUGAAGAUUAGAAGGUUGCAGGAGAGGCUGUCGCAUGCAUCGAUCACUGUGCGGUCUGGAAUACAGACAUGACAAACUCGCUUCUGUCAGCUCCCGUCAUUGGGGGAAAGGCGACGGCGAUGUUGCCAGAACCAAUCAUCUGAGCGCACUUUGCCGGAUGGCGACCACACUGGGGAACAGACGAGAAGGAGAGCGAGAAGUUUGAGCAGAGCCUGGCCAAGCGGCCGCUGGAUGGAAUCCAUUCAGGCUACAGAGAACAAUAUCGAAGGCAAGCCGAUGUCGAUGUCUCGCUGCAGCGUGAUAUGUCCGCAACGAUAUUAUGCCGUCUGGCAGACAUUGCCGCCAAGAUAACGAGAUAUCGCUGUAGCCCAGAGUCACUGGCCUCGCAUGGCUUAUUUGGUUCACUGUCACAACCUGGGGGCCAGGCCAUUCCACUUCUUCGAUAGCACGGAGUUACGAGCAGAAUCAGAGGAUUAUUCCUGCACAAUCAAACCGCAUAGAAAUGUUGCAUUGUCGCAUGAUCAUCGCCAGCUUUGAAACUGGGUUGCAUAUAUGCUAUUGCACUAUCACCUUUUGAAGAUCCGGA